AAAUAAGGUAGAAAUUCGCACCCAACCAAACAGGUUCUAAACUCUAUCUGUACGUCACUUUAUUUUAUUCUUUCCAGUUUUUUCACUCUCUCACUCACCAAAAUUCCCUUUCUUCUUACCUUCCGAAUUAUACCCCCAUUUUCCUCCGCCACUCGCCGCCGCCGCCGCCGCGCCGGAUUAUCUACGGCCGCCAUAUCUGGCACCAACCGUCGCUGCGAAUCUAAACCUCUAUGUAUUGCAAAAAAAUCCGGUUCUUAGGGUUUAUAUUCAGCUCCGUUUUAAUCCUCGCCGCCGGUUAAUUCGAUUGAAUCAACAGAAAACCAAUGCUAGUGAUUGUCGGGAUAUUACUGAUUUUCGGACUCGUGGUUCGUCACAAGUGGAGGAAUGGGGCUGCUAAGAAAGAGGAGAUUCUGAGGCUGGUGGCUGUGGCAUCGGAAGAAGAGGCGAACGUUGCUAAGCUUCAAGCUAUUGAGGAGUACCACAAUUCGCCGCCGCCACCGCCGCCGCCUCAUCAUCUACAGCCGCAGCUCGAGAAACAGUAUUAUUGCGCUGUUUGUCAUUGCCCCACCACUACUAGGUGCUCUCGGUGUAAAGCUGUUAGAUACUGUUCUGGUAAGUGCCAAAUUAUUCAUUGGAGACAUGGUCACAAGGAUGACUGUCAGCCAGCGAUUUCAUUGCAUACUAGCAAGGAAGGUGAAUUUACUUUUGAGACAGCUUCAGAAAACCAGUUUGCUAUGCAUUUGAAUGAUGAAGCUAAACUUUAUUCUGAUCCCAGUCAAGAACUUGAUGACUCUGGAUCUUCAAGUAGCUCGGCGUCUUGCUUCUUUUCUUCAACUGAACGAAGUGAAACAUCAUUUGAUUCUUCUACCGGUGAGGCUGUUGAGUUAGAAACUCCUAUCAGCCCAGAUAAAGCAUCUUCCAUUGAUAUUAAUUCUCAAAUGUCAAGAACCUCUUCGGAAUUUGAUGAUGCAGAUGUACCAAGUCCAUCCCGUCAUGUUUAUUCUGUAGAUAAAAGAAAAGGACAAGAAUUGCCUUUGUUGGAAGAGUUUGUACAGGGGGCAGUUGAGUUGAGGACUUCUCAACCAUCUACUUCUGCAAGGUCAUCUUCAGCAGCAGAUGGGAAAAAUCGAGUACAUAUGUCUACUAGUAAAGCGACAAAAUCUGUAUCUUUUAGGCCUUCAGAUAAUCAUCAAAUGCCAAAUGUAGAACUGAGUUCAGUAUGCUCAAAGUCUUUGAAGAUGGCUUCUUCACAUGAAUACUGGGAAAAUGAAUCAAAAUUUCGCAACAGUAAGGAAACAAGAUCUAUGACAACAAAUAAGAGUUCAGGAAAUUGUCAGAAGCUGCCUAUAAAAACCGUCAGUUCUCAUGCUAUUUCUUCAGAGAUUGAAGAUGCAAGUAAUUUGACACAAUCUACGAGCAAAGGUCUGAAAACAUCAGUAAGGAAAUUUGUACAAAAUUUUAGAGCACCAAAGCCGUCGAAGUCCUGCACAUUUGAUAUGGUGAAGGAUUCUGGUGGAAACUAUAAUCAGAAGGUCAUAUUUCCCCUGAAGCUUUUCAUGCAAUUGUAUUCCUGUGACGAUGUGGAACUGCAUCCAUUUGGCCUUGUGAACUGCGGAAACAGCUGUUACGCAAAUGCUGUGCUGCAGUGUCUGACUUUUACUCGGCCGAUUACUUCUUAUCUUCUUCAAGGAUUGCAUUCAAAAACAUGUCGGAAAAGGGAUUGGUGCUUUAUAUGCAAGUUUGAACACUUAAUUCAGAAGGGACAGGAAACAAGAUCUCCUUUAUCUCCUGUUGGAUUACUGUCUCUAAUCCAGCCGAUUGGAAGAGAAGAAGAUGCACAUGAGUUUUUAAGAAAUGUGGUAGACAAAAUGCAAUCUAUAUGUCUCGAGGAAGCUGGUGCUUCUGGUAUACUGGCAGAAGACUCAACCCUUAUGGGUCUGACAUUUGGCGGUUAUCUUCGAUCCAAGGUUAAGUGCAUGAAGUGUUUAGGGAGAUCUGAGCGAUGUGACCAAAUAAUGGAUCUUAGUGUUGAGAUAGAAGGGAAUAUAUAUACACUUGAAGAGGCUCUUGUGCAAUUUACGACAUCUGAAACACUUGGAGGGGAUGACAAAUAUAAGUGCAGCAGAUGCAAGUCUUAUGAGAAAGCCAAGAAGAAAUUAACGGUACUCGAGGCACCGAACAUUCUUCCAAUUGUUCUGAAGCGAUUUCGGUCAGGCAAUUUAGAGAAGCUGAACAAGCUAGUUCAGUUUCCCGAGGUUCUGAACCUCUCUCCUUAUAUGAGUGGGACGAACGAUAAAUACCCUGUAUACCAUCUUUAUGCUGUGGUCGUUCACUUGGGUGUAAUGGGUGCUGCUUACAGUGGUCACUACGUAAGUUAUGUCAAAGAUUUGCAGGGAGAUUGGUUUAGAAUUGACGACAGCAGGGUUAGCCAUGUGAACCUGCAAACAGUCUUAUCUUCAGAAGCAUACAUUCUCUUCUACGCAAGGCAUACUCCGCGGGGCUCAUCCUCUGUUAGGAACAGCACUACGUAUUCCGAUGGGAAAACCAAGCGAAGCAUGGAAGCAAUUUCUUCCAGCAACAACACCAAGAAGAAAAAUCCAAAAUCAAAACCGAGCUCUUUUAAUCGAAAUACCGAGCCCACAUUACCUCAUCAAAGGCCCGAUUGGAUGUCUCCAAAUGAUUUUACGGGCAACCAUGUGACAGAUCCUGAGCGUUGGUUGCAUAGAAAUCCAACGGUGGAUUCAUCGAGCGACAGUUCUUCGAUUUUCAGUGUAUCUGAUGCUGGCUCGUAUAGUACAGAUAGCACCAAAGACUCUAGUGCUGAUGAUAUAUCGGGCUAUAUAUUCGGGCCUAGCUGGUACCACCCGUAACGGGCUUUUGUUGGGCUUGAAUAUAUCUUUCACCGGAAACUGCUGAUAUCAUCAUCGGAAAAUGAAUCGAUCUUAUGAAGCUCCAGGAGAAGGUACAUUAUUAUUCCCAUGUAUACUAAGACUGCAAAAAAAAGGGUAGGAAAUUAAAUUAGUCAACUCUAAUAUAUAGUUUGUAGGAGUAGAUGAAAUUACAGCGCAUUUUACUAACCCGGCUUUUUUCGGAAAAUAAUCACGUUCGCCCUAAAAAUAGGGGGACGGUUGGAGUUGAGCAAGCUCAAACAUUUUUUUGUUCUUUUUGGCGUUUGAGUUUGUCGGUAAGUUUUACUAGGUUGUAAAUUAUCGGGCCCAAUUUGUAUUUUAAGCAGAUGGUGAUUAUUUGCCAAUUAAUCUAUCUAUAAAAAAGCUUUAUUUAAAGUUGAA
This is a messenger RNA of Erythranthe guttata (spotted monkey flower), 3290 nucleotides long. Its product is annotated as ubiquitin carboxyl-terminal hydrolase 17. Gene Ontology annotation, biological process: protein deubiquitination. Gene Ontology annotation, molecular function: cysteine-type deubiquitinase activity. The record is from RefSeq and is a predicted model, not a curated record. Lineage: Eukaryota; Viridiplantae; Streptophyta; Magnoliopsida; Lamiales; Phrymaceae. Gene Ontology annotation, cellular component: cytosol; nucleus.